AUGGUUGAUCAUAAACAACAAGAAGAUACCGGGUUCUCAUUAUUCUCGCAGCCGCAUCCUUUGGUACCGUUAGCGACCUUCUUGGUUGGACAAGAAAGGCUAGAUGAACAGGAUGAUGUUAGUGAGGAGUUCACUGUGAAAGAGCAUCUAGGGCAUGGUGACAUUGCUAAGGAUAACGGUCCUCCUAUCUUUGGUCUACCAGACUUUGCGGGUCAGCUGAGAGAUGUCACUAACCUGGUAGCGAUGGCGACAGCUACAGAAGGGUGCCAUACGCCAUUAGCUGUCCAUAGAAUAGGAUCAUGUCUAGUGCUGGACUCCUCUCCUGGACCAGUAGAGACACCAAAUAGUGACAGCUUCGUCACGCUGUGCCCAGCUGAGCAGUGUUCGCCUAGGAUCUCUCCAGUACUGCCUACUCCAUUUAAUGAUGGUGGUACUCCAGAGGAGCUCGGUCUCAAGGCUACAGUCAAGCGGACUUUCCUCCACUUCACCGAUGAUGAAGAGGAGGAGGAGAAAACAAUCAAACUAUAG
Messenger RNA from Perkinsus marinus ATCC 50983, 528 nucleotides. RefSeq lists its product as hypothetical. Bases 1 to 528 code for a protein of 175 amino acids. The transcript is spliced from 3 exons. Lineage: Eukaryota; Perkinsozoa; Perkinsida; Perkinsidae. The record is from RefSeq and is a predicted model, not a curated record.